Messenger RNA from Aaosphaeria arxii CBS 175.79, 897 nucleotides. RefSeq lists its product as uncharacterized. The record is from RefSeq and is a predicted model, not a curated record. Lineage: Eukaryota; Fungi; Ascomycota; Dothideomycetes; Pleosporales. The transcript is spliced from 3 exons. The coding region runs from base 1 to 897 and encodes 298 amino acids.
AUGACAGGCGACGGUUCUUCCAAUCCGAGACUCAAGAAGAGAUGGUACGAGCAUCGCUUCACAAUGAUCCAACUUCGAUCCGUCGCUAUUGUUUCCGCACUAGGCCUCAUCAGCCACGUUGCUGGCUUGCCCUCAUCACGCACCUACGAUCAAACUAUCAGCUGUCCUACUAACCCUAACAUCACUCUAUCAUACAAACCCCUCAACCUAUAUCAGUGCAAGCCGGAUCACCCACGCCGCAGGUCCUUUGUCGGCCAGAUCGACAUCGCCCCCUUCACAUUGGACUCCCACCGGCAGACGCACAACGUCAGCACAUCGUUUUGGUUCUCCGAAGCACUCCCGAAUCCACAGAAAAGCCCACUCACCCUGUUGAUCAACAAUCGAUCUAGUUUGUUGGAUGCUGUGAGAGAGACUCCAAAAUUGGAUCCAUGCUUGUUCUUCGACUCUUCCAUCGAUCAGGACACCUCUACAUUUAACAGAUGGCGUGUAACUAAACCCAGCAAUUUCCUCGAUCUCCACAAACCAAUUGAUGUCCAGGUGUCGAACACCAGCAAGUUUGCGGACAAGGCCUAUCUGCACUCUCUCCAUUGCAUUCUCACAGCUUCCAAGCCACUCAGCGCCAGCAUACUCCCCUUCAAUAAGGACUCCUUGCCCGUCAAGCUAGAUUUUGUCGAUAAGACCCUGAGGGCCCGGCUCGAGCCCGAAGCACUGGCUCUUUUUAGUACCCCGUUGGCCGGAAAGAAGACUGAACAGGAGCUACAACAGAGCGCGGGGAGUGCAGAUGUAGAAGUCUAUGGCCUUAUCGCCGGCUACCUGGACUCCGCCGAGAAAGGCUGCGACGAGCCCAUAUCCAAAUCACACGAACAGGAUGAUGAUGCAAGCGAGCCCAACGAUUAG